UGUUUAACGCGUAUAACUCACCUCAGUUUCGGACCAUGUCGCGCCAAUUGAGUUUUAAUCCGCAGAAGGAAUAUGAGUUGAUCGAGUACCCCGGCCGAGUGGUUAAUCCUGAUCGGAUGAUAGCCACUCUAGGCGGCAUCAUCAAUGUCUCCAAGGUUCUGGGCGACGAAGUGAAACGAUUGGCAUUGCACUUCCAUCCGGAGAAUCCCUACAACAAACCCACUUUUGGGGACUGCACGGAUAAGACUGGCGUCCUGCUAUCCAUAACCGUGAGGCGCCACAAAAAGGACAAGCAACGGCCUCCGGAAUAUUUUGUACGGGUUUUGGGCCACUGCAGCAGGAGUUUCACCUUCGAAACGCUUUGUGAUUUCCAAUACUUACCCCUUUGGUCAACUCCCAAAAGUGACAAUGCAAAUGCUGCCCAGGAGCUCACCUUCGCUUUGGAUCAGUUGAAACCCAGGGACACCACCGACUUGGACUUCUUUAAACGUCGCCACAGUCAGUUGCUGGCGCUGCCCGAAUUGUUCACCCAUGUGGACACAGUCUACGCGGGCACACAUCGCAUCGAUCCCUCAGAAGACGGCCAACAUGAGGUGCUGGGCGUGCAGUCCAAGUCCUCCUACGACAACCAGGGCGUGGUUUCGUUCAAUAUGGUGGACAGCUUUCCGACUCAGGCAGACUCCCAAAACCUUAAACGACUCAAGGUUAAGUACGUUUCGGAUGAGCAGUUGGCUUUGGUCAAAAAGCUCUUCGAUGACUGCCCAAUUUGGACCCGAAUCGCGCUGCAAUAUGAAUCCGGGUUGACCAACGACAAGCUCAAGUGCAUCACUCCUUCCCUGGCAUUUUACUUUAGCAACGGUCCAUGGCGAACUUUGUAUGUACGCUUCGGCUACGAUCCCCGCAAGGACUUCAAUAGUCGCUACUACCAGACCUUUGACUUCCGACUGCGAUUCAGCACUGGCCUCUCCGAAUUUGUGUACGCCAAGAAGUUCGUAAAGCAACGAAGAGCGGCGAACGCUCCAUUCGCGCCCAUAGAGGAUCGAGUGUCUGAUUUGGUUCAAGACAUUGACUAUCCCUACUUUGAUGAGCACAAGCUGCCGCGCUCCAGACAAUGCAUGCUGCGCUAUUGCGACGUCCGAAUGACAAGGAUCCAAGAAAUGCUGGAGAAGAUCCCCACACCUCUUACCGGAGCUGUGUGCAAUGAGCGCACGGGCUGGCUGCCGCCGGGAUUUGAUGCUCAAGUGCGACAGAUUGUCUGCGCUUCCAUUAGUGAACUUUUGCGCAAUCAUUACCGCAAGGAGAACCUUACAGCCGAGGUGGAAGCAGUUACCCAGGUCGACGAAGACGAUGAAGACGAAGCCGAGGACGAGGAGACACAGGAAGAGGACAUGGACCUGGAUGAAUCGCAAGCCAUGAGCAACUCGGAGCAAUACGUAGACAAUGAUAUCGAGCAACUCUUCGAUAAUAUCACAAGCUGAGUGAGGACGCCGACUGAAAUGAUUAUUAUUUAUAGCAUAGCAUAUAUUAUUUUUACUCAA
Drosophila erecta is the source of this 1538-nucleotide messenger RNA. RefSeq names its product general transcription factor 3C polypeptide 5 (gene l(2)37Cd). The transcript has 4 exons. Gene Ontology annotation, cellular component: transcription factor TFIIIC complex. The record is from RefSeq and is a predicted model, not a curated record. Gene Ontology annotation, biological process: transcription initiation at RNA polymerase III promoter. NCBI's taxonomy places the organism in Eukaryota, Metazoa, Arthropoda, Insecta, Diptera, Drosophilidae. The coding region runs from base 36 to 1478 and encodes 480 amino acids.